Messenger RNA from Sphenostylis stenocarpa, 660 nucleotides. NCBI's taxonomy places the organism in Eukaryota, Viridiplantae, Streptophyta, Magnoliopsida, Fabales, Fabaceae. The record is from the annotation of a GenBank genome assembly.
AUGGCGAAACGCUUGAUUCCUCUCUUCAACCGUGUUUUGGUCGAGAAAAUCGUCCCUCCUUCAAAAACCAACACUGGGAUUCUGUUACCUGAAUCCUCCUCCAAGUUGAAUUCUGGAAAAGUUAUUGCUGUUGGUCCUGGAAUUCAUGAUAAGGAAGGGAAGCUAAUUCCUGUAGCUGUAAAGGAAGGUGACACUGUACUUUUACCUGAAUAUGGAGGAACUGAGGUGAAGCUUGAUGACAAAGGGGUAUUGUGGGAAGCAUGGGACACGAUUGUCUAUAUGAGGGAGGAAGAGAAGAAAAAUGGAAAAAAAAUGGUUCUGGAAGUGGCUUUCCUUCCAAAAAUGCUUUUAGCAGCACCAGUGACCUCUCUGGUUGGGAAAAUGGAGCUUCAUGAGCAGCUCCUCUUAUGGUGGCAAAUGAUAAGAUGUCUCCAUAUACUUGUGUCCAACCAGCCACCUGAAAAUUAUCACAGAAGGUUUGAGUUGAAUUGCAAUGCACUAAAAUGUAGGGAAACUUUUCAGGGUCUUAAUCCAUUCCAAGUCUUAACCUGUCUUCCCUCAAACCAGGUUCUAUAUGACACUGUUGUGUUCAGUCCAAAGUCCUUGGCCAAUUCAUUUACCAGGGUUCUUGUCCCAAUUAAUGGGAUGACUGAAUCUUGA